AUGUCCUUCUUCGGCCCACCCUUCCUCAACUCCUCGUACUCCGGCCCUGACACGAUAUUCUCAAACGCCCCAAUCAAAACAUCCAAAUCGCUCAUCACCUCCCACACAUUCACAUACCGCCUGUCCGGUCCCUUUCUCAGCUUCCUCAGCGCACUCUGCACCGCCAGCUUGCGCGCACGCUUCCCUGGAGACAUCUCCUCCUCCUCCGUAUUAUCUUCGUCUCUCAUCGCCUGGGCCAGCGUCCGGUGCUUGGGCUUCUCGUCGAACUCGAAAAGCCGGUCGAUGUACUCGUCGCUGCGCUCGUUGGGGAUGGGAUCGGUAGGGACGUCGCCCUCGUCGUCGCCCUCGUCGCCGGUCCAUAGGGAUUUCUCGUCGUCGCUGUCGGCGUCGGAGGACCAGAUGCUGCGGAGCUCGUCGCUGUCGUCGGCGUCGACUCUGGGGUCAGAACGGACACGGGCCCGUUGCUUGGCCUUUUUGAUGUCUUACUUGAGUUGGAUGUUGGGGUUGGAGUUGGGGUCGUUUUCGUCGUCCUCGCUGGCGGUCCAGAGGUGGUCCUCGUCGUCUUCCAUCUGGCGGGCCCACUUCUCGCGGAACUCUUUGGGGUUCUUCGGCAGUUUGCCGCCGAAGAGGUCGUAG
This is a messenger RNA of Striga asiatica, 636 nucleotides long. The record is from the annotation of a GenBank genome assembly. NCBI's taxonomy places the organism in Eukaryota, Viridiplantae, Streptophyta, Magnoliopsida, Lamiales, Orobanchaceae.